Messenger RNA from Rubroshorea leprosula, 1139 nucleotides. The record is from the annotation of a GenBank genome assembly. NCBI's taxonomy places the organism in Eukaryota, Viridiplantae, Streptophyta, Magnoliopsida, Malvales, Dipterocarpaceae.
CCACUGUCUUCUCUUCAUUUCUUCUUUUUUACAAUAUAAAAAAGACGAGUACCUCGUUGGUUUGUGUUUCUUCCAUACUUGAACGAGCGGCAAUCUUCACGUGCCUUCCUCUCUCUUUCUCUUCCUUCUUGUUGUGUUUCUGUUUUCGUUUUUCUUCUCUUGUUCUUUGACUGUGAUUGUUUGGAUACAAUCUCAAUUUUCUUGGCGUGUCUGCUUGGAGAAAUUGUUACAGACUGAGAGGGAGAGAAACAGGGGAAUUGGGGAUAUAAUGGAAAGGAGGAAAGAAGUCGGAUCAUCUUCGUCUUCUCUAGCUUCGGAGCUCUUUGGUUCAAAGGACUCACCUUCGUCUUCAACUGGAAUUUUCGCUUCAAUUUUUGCUCCUCGUGAUUCUAAGGUGUUAGGAAGGGAGUCUCUGCGUCCUCCUGAUUCAAUGGCUAACAAGCAGUAUCGACCAAACGAGGCCUGGAACACAAAGCCAGGAGUCUAUGGUCAUACCUCCAAGGGACGCGAAAGUGAAGGUCAGAACGCCCAAAGAGUAGAACCAUAUGGUCCAUGUCAUCUAAGCUCCUCAAUCUACUAUGGUGGCCCGGAUAUAGUCUCUGAACCCCAAAGUGCUCAGGCCUCUGGAGUAAACUCUGUGUACAUGGAGGGUGGAGAAGAUGAUUCAGAGAGUGCAUCAAGAGGAAACUGGUGGCAAGGGUCUCUCUAUUACUAAGGUGCUCCUGCGAAGGCAUAUAGUAAUAAUAAGGUAAAUAGGAAGAUAGGCCGUUAAAUCUAUCUUUUGUCAUGAGGGAGAUAAGACCAUUGCAGUCAGCUGGUCUUUAUUGCUUUCUCCCGCUGAUCAACAGAAUCUUUUAUUUGCUUUUCCUUCUUUACAAUGCAAAGGACGACGAAAUGCAGUCAUCUUCAUGUAAAGAAUGUUUUCUGUAGUGACUUAUUCACCUAUGGUUUGGAUUUUGGAGUUUUAAUACGAACUCACCUUCUUAAAGUGUCACAUAUAUCCAUUGUUUAGAAUUCUCUUUUUGGUUUCUCUCUGUUUUACCUGUAACCUAAGGAUGCAUAUAGUCAUUUUGAGAUCUUAAACCUGUUCUAAUUUUUUUAACUUCCUGGCAUUUCAUUAAUGAAUUCUGCCUUAACCA